CACUGGCUGGCUGUCCCCUGUUAAGGGCGUGUUUGCGGAACUUCACCUAAACAGGCGGGCGCGGUCCAGGCCAGGCAGACGUCUCUAAUAUACUGUAGACUAAUGUUUAAUCUACAGUAGAUAUGGAUUUCGACACGUUAUUUAACGAAAAAACAUUUCAGUUUUCGGACUUCCAGGAGUUCACGUUUCUUCCUGGACAUCAAAAAUUGACUGAGCGAGUAAGAAAGAGACUGUACUAUGGCCUGGACAAAGAUGUUUCUUUAGAUGCCCUGUCUUGUCCUGUCACAGAUAUCGCUGUCGAAAUCUUCCAGAAGUCUGCCCCAAGCCCAAUAAGAAAGCUCCAGAAGAAAUAUGCUGCUCAUGUUGCCAGGGAGGCUUGCAUCUCACCAUGUGCCAUGAUGCUGGCUUUGGUUUACAUUGAAAGGCUCCGACAUAGAAACCCCGAAUACCUGCAAAAGAUCUCCUCUUCUGACCUUUUCCUGAUCUCGAUGAUGGUUGCCAGCAAGUACCUGUAUGAUGAAGGUGAGGAAGAAGAGGUGUUUAAUGAUGAAUGGGGAGCAGCUGGGAAACUGGACGUCCAAACUGUCAAUAACCUGGAAAUGAAUUUCUUGAACGCCAUUGAAUGGACCCUUUUCACAGAGCCCAAUGACUUCUUUGAUAUAUUAAGCCAGCUGGAAACCAGCAUUGCGGAACGGCAGGGGAUGAAACGUGGCUGGUUUACCUACACUGACCUCUGUGUGCUGCUGGAGCAGUCUGCAUGGAGUCAAGCCCUUACUACCCUUUAUCAGCACUUUACAAAGGUUUCUUGUGUGCUCAGCCUGGUUUAUCUAACCAGUAUAGCUGGCCUUAUUGCUACCAGUGCUGUCCUGCACCAGCUCAGUCUCUGCAGAAGCGGCCAGUCCCUGUUGUCUCCACCCAAUGAAGUCAGCUUCACCCAUCUCCAGACUUCCAACCUAAGUCCAGAAGCUCCUGCUCCAACCCGCCACCUCCCUUGUUGUGUCUUGGCUAACAAAAGUCUGAACCGUCAGACUGGUGCACUUAAAAGCGGCCAACACCACAGACAAAGUCCACCUUUGUUGUCUGCACACAAAUCUGUUAUGUGUCUUUGGGGUUCCUUUCUUGCCUCAGUGGGUCAUAUGCAUCCACAAAGGAAGGCUGAAAUGGAAGCUCCUCGGUCCUGGUCUGCUGCCUCUUUCAUCUGUCCUGGCUGUUACCCAACCCCCUCUCAUGUUCAGUGUGAGCUUGGAAACACCACAGCAGUCUUCAGCCCUAGUCCUUUGGACAACCGUCAACCGCUACCGUGGCUGUCCUCUAGCCUGCAUGGAGCUGCCGAACCACAUCUGGAUUUCAAUUUGGGGGUUCUUCCUCCUGUGCAGCUGCACCCCUGCCAUUCGCCAUGCAUGUUGCCUGUUGACAAAAUCCAAGCACUUCUCAUGCCUGGUUAGCGAUAUCAUAGCCUGUCAACCUGCAGUGAUCGACUUUGGAAAUCGAACCAGCAUUAUUUUCAUGACUCGUUAACCUUUCCAAGUUAUGUGUUUGUUUAUUUUUGCAGAUGUAGAAUACAGGUGCACUUUACAGGAAGGUUUGUGCUGAUACAGCACAGGGUGAAAAUUCAUUUAUAGUUCAGUACUGCAGAGUAAGUCGAAUACGAGAGUGCAAGUGACACUCCCACUUCUUGUUUUUUCUGCAGGCACCACAAGAAAUAUGGAGAAAAUUUAAUGUUUUCUUUAGUGGCAACAAAACUGCUCUGCUCUUCACAUUUAUCAUAGUUUAAAUGUGUCAGAUGAGGGGUGAAGGGUCUUUGUCAAUAAUGUCUUUUGAGUUGUUACAUUGCAGCCAUAAUGUAUAAGCUGUUAACUAUUUGGCAGGUUCAUGAUUGUGCGUGUGUGUGUGCGGGUUGCACAGCAUAUCUAUAAGUUGAGGGCUUCACCAUAUUUUUUUUUCUUUAAAUAAUCUGGCUCUGUAAGGAAGGACAAAGCUCAUUUAUUCUAUGCUUUCCCUCCCUAUUUACUCUUUACAAGCUUGUUAUCUUCAAGCACGUUAGAUUUUGGUCAAACUCAUGCUGCAAGCACUGAAUUUUGUACGCCAUUUUUUUUCUUUAUAUUACAAAACCUGUCCUAGUUAACUUUCCACUUUAUCCAAGAGAUUGAACGGGAAGUACAGUAAAGUAAAAGUAGUCUCCGUAUCUCAAUGCAACAGUCACUAGCCUCACAGAAAUAAUAACAUUAUUUUAAAAUAUUUAGCAUAUUCUCUAGUCAUAGUUCACCAGAUUUUCUGCGUCUAUUGGAUGCCACAUGAUCUUACAGCCACUUUUUUGUGACAGGGUUAAAGCCAAAUUGAAGUUUUUCCACCAUGCUGAAGGUGUUUAAAGAAUAAGCUAUGUGGGUUUUUAUGCAGUUUAAAGCUGGUUUUUGGUUUUGUGUAUGACACGUUAAAGGUUAACUGCAGUGUUCUUUCUUUGAUUUGAUCUGGUAUUUGCACUUUUGGCUCUGUUUUCAUCACAUCUUUUCAUUAAGGCUUACUACUUUUUCCCCAUCUCUUUAAAAACACCAGAGGAAGAUUUUGAAAAAUAAUUUUUAUGUGCCCAGUUAAACAUGGACAUUUACUUUUGUUAUUGAACCUUUGACUAAUAGCUCUGAGCAUUUGAAUUUGAUACACUUUGGAGCACAAAGAAGUAUAAUUUUGUACAUGGUGUAAAAUGCAAAUAUGGUAAAAGGUGUUGAAAUACCUAGAAUUAAUAAAUGCUUUUCUUUGAA
This is a messenger RNA of Melanotaenia boesemani (Boeseman's rainbowfish), 2756 nucleotides long. RefSeq names its product cyclin Pas1/PHO80 domain containing 1 (gene cnppd1). Gene Ontology annotation, molecular function: cyclin-dependent protein serine/threonine kinase regulator activity; protein kinase binding. The coding region runs from base 123 to 1445 and encodes 440 amino acids. Gene Ontology annotation, cellular component: nucleus; cyclin-dependent protein kinase holoenzyme complex. The transcript is spliced from 8 exons. NCBI's taxonomy places the organism in Eukaryota, Metazoa, Chordata, Actinopteri, Atheriniformes, Melanotaeniidae. Gene Ontology annotation, biological process: regulation of cyclin-dependent protein serine/threonine kinase activity. The record is from RefSeq and is a predicted model, not a curated record.